Echinostoma caproni is the source of this 1038-nucleotide messenger RNA. Lineage: Eukaryota; Metazoa; Platyhelminthes; Trematoda; Plagiorchiida; Echinostomatidae. The record is from the annotation of a GenBank genome assembly.
AUGGAAGCCAUAAUGGACGAAUCGAUCUUGGUCAUUCCGGAAAAACCACAAAAGCAGCAGGAACAUACCCCACAAGAAAAGGACAUGAAUGACGGAGAAAAAGAUAAUGAGUCGUUUGAACAGGUCUCGUACGAUGCGAAAAACAAUUUAUGCUUAUCCGCCAGAAUGACCAGUGAGGAGGAGCCCGAGACGAUUGUACCGGUGAUGCGGAAAAAAAUGGAACAACAGCAACAACAAAAUGAGGGCGAACGAGAUAGAUCAGAAUCGGUGUGUGUCACGACGCGUGAUUCGAUGGUGUUCGAGCAUGACCUCAACACAGAGAUGAUCAAGACGUCCACGGAGGGGCAGCCAUCACCGUUAGGUGAACCAAGAGAGGAGGACAUACCAGUUGUUCUCGAGGACGGAACACAGUUUGCGCGAGAAUCAAAAACUGAGAAUCAAGGGCAUGGAGUUGAUGAAACGUUUGGGGUGGAAUUGUCCUCUCAACACUGGUCAAUAGAAAAAGAGAUGUCGACAGGAAAGCCAACCGAUGAGGACCUAGCGAAGAUAUUUAUAAAUCAAGAGGAUAGCCACAUCCCGAAUGAGUUUGUCUUGGUAGACGAAGUGAAGAAGCCGCAGAGAAGAGAGAUGGAAAUGCAAGAAACUAUAGCACAAAGCUAUGAUCCGAAAAUGGAAGAACAAAUAAAUCAACUAAAUAUGCAGGAGUCGCAAUGCAUUGCAGAAAUCGAGAAAUAUGAGUCCGAAAACAUAGGACAACAUAACGGAGAAAAUCACAAAGAACUUAUACACGACUGGCAGAUGCCAGGUGCAGACGGACAGGACAAACUUAUAAGUAAAAUACACACAAAUCACCAACAAGCCAAAACAGCACAAGCAGAACACCAUGAAGAAAACGAUGAAAGAAACCACCAAAUCAAAUGGCAAGAGACAACCGCUACGAUGCUUCUAAGUGAACCGCAUGGAUUCAAUGAGCACCAAUACGGUGAGCCUGAUGAUUCGGAGCGUGUUGAGCCUGUGCUUGAUAACGUUCAAUCGCAU